AUGGCUACACAGGAGUUCCUGGAGAACUGUGAAGUCCAUAAGGGGAAGAAACUUAAACUGUUUUGUGAGGACCACACCCAACUUCAGUGCUCAAAGGUUACCUUGAUUGCUGAUACCACUCUGUCUGCAUCAGACCAUCAAAAGCUGACAGCCAAGAUUACCUUGAUUGCUGAUACCACUCUGUCUGCAUCAGACCAUCAAAAGCUGACAGCCAAGAUUAACACCAUUCUGGAUCAACUUAUGAAGCUGCAAACAAACUGGGAGAGCAACCUGAAGUCACUGCAAGUGUCAUAUGAAGAGAGGCUUAAAGAGGUGAGAAAUAUGAGAGACAGAAUAAAUGCAACCUUAGAUAAGCUGGAGAAGACCACCUUGGAGGAAAUGAAUGAACUGAAGACCAGCUGGAAUGCGUCUCUCAAGUUUGAUGUUGACACAUGCUCCAGGCUUCGUACUGAGCUGACACGUCUCAAUGAUGCAAUACGAAACAUUGGCAAAAAGAACAAAGAGUUAGCCUUUAUAGCGCAGCAGAAAAGUGAAGAGAUGGUUAAACAAGUAGAAAAAUAUCUGAACAACAAUUCAAUACAAACAGAAGUGUCCUUAAAGUUGGUUGUUUACAAUGACAUUGAAAAGUUUUUAUCCAAACAAUCCGGUAUUGGCAAUACUAUACACAUUACAAAGGAAUUGGCCAUGCAGGGGAGCUCAGACCAGGCUAUCAUAGUCACAGGGGCAACUCCAGUUAGUGUGAGAAUAUCAAGUGAUAUUAGAAUGUCAUAUACUAUCUAUGGAAUAUGUGGUCUGUUCAAUGGUCAGAUACUUGUUGCAGAUGGUGAUAAUAAAAGAUUGAAGCUGUUGAACCUGCAGCAAAAUGUGGUCAGUGUCUGUGAUAUGUCUGGCUGUCCAUAUAACAUGUGUCUUAUCACCCCCUGUCAGGUAGCAGUCGCUGUGGGCAGUAGUAUACAGUUUGUCUCGGGGGACCUCUAUGUGACCUCCGGUACUGCUCUGUACAAGUACACCCUCACCGGAACACUUGUGAACAAGAUGUAUGAGGAUACAUUUCGUUAUCUGACAGUCGGGAGAUGUGCAGUGAGUCCCAGUGGUGACAGGAUCUAUGUUACAAACUAUGAACACCACAAGCUCCUCACUCUGGCCAGGGAUGGGACUGUUAUCUCCACCUUCACUGACACAGAACUACAACGCCCAUGGGGAGUUCAUGUGACACCUGCAGGACAAGUGCUAGUUUGUGGACACUUCUCCCACACUGUCAUACAGGUGGACAGAGAGGGCAAGAAGAAGAUUGCAACACUGGCUACACAGAAGGAUACAAUUAAAUACCCUCUAUCAGUCUUUUAUAACUGGAAAUCUGGCUCUGUCAUUGUGGGACAAAAUGAUAAAGAGAAUAUCCUGGUGUUGAAUAUAAAAUGA
Molecule: messenger RNA, 1419 nt
Organism: Dreissena polymorpha
Lineage: Eukaryota; Metazoa; Mollusca; Bivalvia; Myida; Dreissenidae
Exons: 4
Coding region: 1-1419 (472 amino acids)
Biological process (GO): proteasome-mediated ubiquitin-dependent protein catabolic process; protein polyubiquitination
Molecular function (GO): ubiquitin protein ligase activity
Source: RefSeq, a predicted model, not a curated record